Molecule: messenger RNA, 1960 nt
Organism: Parus major (Great Tit)
Lineage: Eukaryota; Metazoa; Chordata; Aves; Passeriformes; Paridae
Product: ATPase family AAA domain-containing protein 2B-like
Exons: 6
Coding region: 557-1387 (276 amino acids)
Biological process (GO): positive regulation of transcription by RNA polymerase II
Cellular component (GO): nucleus
Molecular function (GO): ATP hydrolysis activity; chromatin binding; histone binding
Source: RefSeq, a predicted model, not a curated record
UUCUCCUUUCCUUGUAGUUUCCAAGAUGUGAAUAACCUACUAACACAUACAAGAUCUCAUCUAAAGUAGUCAUUAGGCUCGUUUUAAGCUCUGAGUAAAGAAAUCAACAUCUCUGGGUCCAUUUAUCUCAUUCUAGAGUAGAUGUUUAGGACAGGUACUUCAAAGGUGGAAAUCCUGCAGAUUUUUUCUUACUGCCAACAGCAAAGAAAAUCCAAGGUGGUAUUACUGAGAAAGGUUUCUCUGCUGUGAUUUUCUGAAAGGAAAUGAAAUGAAUCCUGCCAAUUCCUCUCUCUGCUCCACACACAUACUUCUGACCACCAUGCUUCUUCUUCCCCCUCUCCUGGUCUGUCUCUUCAAAGACACCUGAAAUACAUUUUCAAUUUUCAAGGAGCUGAUUGGUUAUUUUCUGCAUCUUUGAGGGUGUUAUAAAUAUUUGGGGCUCUUAAGAACUCCUUUAUAUGACUUUAUGAACAUGAUUAAUUUUUGUGGGUUAAAUCUCUGAGCAUGCAUGUUUAAUUUGUAGGCACCCAGUUACAAGGCUGGUAUUAAACGUCCGAUGGACCUCUCGACAGUUCUCUCUAAGAUUGACAUGCACCAGUACCUAACUGCAAGAGAUUUUCUAAAGGACAUCGAUCUAAUCCGUAGCAAUGCUUUAAAGUACAAACCAAACAGAGGGCCUGCAGAUCACCUGAGGCACAAAGCUUGCAUUUUGAGUGAUACUGCAUAUUCCAUAGUGAGGCACGAAAUGGAUGAAGGUUUUGAGCAACGCUGCCAAAGAAUUAAAGAAUCUCGUAAGGAAAGAGAUAAGUUGAAAAGAAAAUGGAAAAUGAAGGAAGACUCUUCAAGUAUCACAGUAAAGAGGGCGAAUGUUCAGUUUACAUCCUCCCAGGACAGUCCUAUGGAAGGACAUGAAAAUGUACUUCAAGGACAACAGAAGAAUGGGACAGAAAAUGAAAGUGAGAGAGAGACCCUUGUGGCUAAAUCCCCUGUUGAAGAAAAAAGUGUCAUGCUUCCUGAAUGUUCAGACUUAAGAGAGGAGAGUGAAAUGCCGGAUUGCCAAAUAUCUAAAACUUCUGAAGAUGCGGUUUUGAAUGAUUCACAAGUACAUCAUACAACUUAUGUGGGACAUUCUCAGGUGGAUGAGCAACCACGAGUAUGUGACGGGAAAGAAAAGAAUAUUCACACACGGGAGGUGUUUGUGAAUUACUCUGAGCUCAGACAAGUGCUGGAUUUGGUCAUUGUUGCAACUGAGAAUGUCAGUAUAUCUCGCAUGGAAAGACUAUAUGCUCUUCUUAGCCAGUGCAUUUACCGACAUCGGGAAGAUGAUGACAAAACUGAAUUAGUGAAGGCAAUGAAGAAAGAAAUUUCAACGUUAAGUUAUCUGUGAUACUUGACUUCAGUAUAUUCUAAUGCUGAUGUACUUCUCCCAAAUGGAAAAAUUAUGUUUAGUGUCUCAGUAAUUGCAGCAACUAUAGAACCAAGACUAGAAGAAAGAAACUUAUUUUUCCAUAUGAAGGAAGCCAGACAUAACCUCUGCCCUGACUAUGGAUCAUCCCCUUGCACACUGGGUGAAAGAGCCCACUUCAUGACAACAAUGUUUUCUUUCCACGGAAACAGCAUGAAAUUCUUCUAGAGGGUCCUGAUUCUGACUCCUGAUGUUGUCACAAAGAGUCCAAAUAUUUUUGUCACUGUAAGAUGUGAGAACUGAUUUUUUUUUCCUUUCAUUUCUUCCUCUUAUUUCUAGUGAAGAGAAGUGAGCUGGGAGUUUCUGGGUUCUGCACCUUGGACUCAAAAACCCUGUUUGUGUGUACAGACUGGAGAAUGAGGUGCUAAAAGCAGUUGCACCAAAAAGGACCUGGGUCCCGGUUGAUGGUUGAAUCUGAGUCAGCAGAUCCCUGGCAGCCAGGAGGGCCUGACCCUGGGGUGCAUCAGGCACAGCAUGGCCAACUGAGCAAGGGAG